AUGAAACCGCGGACGUCACUACUUUCCAUCCUGCCCUUUAUCGGCGGCGCAAUGGCCAGAGGUAGCCGAACCUGGUAUGCACCACCAGAGGUUCAGGCGGGCACGGUAUUUGAGUUCAUCUGGUCUGUCGUUCUCUUCGGCCUGUUCGUGACCAUCCUUCGACGCCUUCACCUCGUCCCGCCGGGUCGCUACGCACGUGCUCCCUAUAUUCUCCUCUCCAUCGUCGCAGGCGCUUCCUCAAUCUCGCACCUUGUCUCGGGGGUUUUGUUCGUGGCCACCAGAGUCGAACAUGGCCUGCAAUUCAAUGUUAUGCACGGUUUGAGUGCGUUCGGCAUCUGCUUGGCGCACAUCGAUCUUGCUUUUGGACCAGCAGUCUGCCUGUGGCUUAUCCAUCUCCGGGGCAGUUUGGCGCCCACGGUUGAGGCCAAGCCACUUCAUCUAUGGGUCUCUCAGUCCUGGAAGCGCAUUCUCGAUUGGUUGCUCGUGGCCGUCACCUUUAUCCUCGCCAUCUCGAUGACAGUGAUCAUAAACAUUGUGUGGAUGGAAUAUGGAGCGGGUCAUCUGAGAGGGGACCAAGUUACGCACUUCCUGAUCGUCAACCGCAACCUCAACUUUGCUGUCGUUGCAUUCGGCUUGCUCCUCUCGAUCGAUAUCGCCGUUUCUUUGAUUUCUCUCAAGGUCACUCAGAGAAGGGUACACUUCAUCGAUCCUCUGACUACCCGACUGGUUGUUGCCGUCUUGCCUUUUGUGGUCCUCAGGUUCAUCGAGUCUUUGGUCCUCACGAUCUAUCCAGAGAGCUACGCGAUGCGAUACACUGACUAUGACGUCCUCAUCCUCUUGACCAUAAUCCUUGGUGGCUUGUGCACUGUCGGAUUCAUUGGCGGUGUGGCCUCGACAAUGACGAUUCCAAACGUGCUUUGGGUUUCGGGAGCCAAUGGUUCUACUUCUGCUCUCCCUAUUGUUCAAGGCGCCAGAUAUCCGCACGAGUAG
This is a messenger RNA of Serendipita indica DSM 11827, 990 nucleotides long. The record is from the annotation of a GenBank genome assembly. Lineage: Eukaryota; Fungi; Basidiomycota; Agaricomycetes; Sebacinales; Serendipitaceae.